Molecule: messenger RNA, 1097 nt
Organism: Clunio marinus
Lineage: Eukaryota; Metazoa; Arthropoda; Insecta; Diptera; Chironomidae
Source: the annotation of a GenBank genome assembly
AUGUCAUAACUUCCUUGUCGCCACUUACACGUCAAUCGCCGACUUAUUUUUUCAUUAAUUUAUUUAAAACGCUCUCAAAAAGCUGUAGAAGUUUAAAAUAAAUUAAAAAGUAGCAUAAAUUUAGUUCUAACCAUAUGCAAUUUACGAAUAAUGAAGAACGAGUGGAUAAUCGUAGUCUUUAGUUUUAUAUGCUUGUUCGUUAAUGUCCGUGCUAUCAGAUUUAAUCUUCAGCCAAACACACAGAAAUGCCUGCGUGAUGAGAUGAAUGCAAACAUGCUAGUUGUGGGUGAAUAUGAAAUUUCAGCAGCUUCGAACCAAAUCGUUGAUUACGAGAUCAGAGACACAAAACAGCACAUCCUCUCUAAAAAAGAUGACAUUUCUCAUGGAAAGUUUAGUUUCACAUCAGAAGUCUUCGAUGUUUAUGAACUAUGCUUCAAAUCAAAAGUUCCAGCUAAUGUUCGUGGCAUGCCUCAAGAAGUUUAUGUAAACGUAAAGAAAGGUGUUGAGACAAAGUCUUAUGAAGGGAUUGCUGAAGCUGCAAAGCUCAAACCACUCGAAUUGGAACUGAAGAAGCUUGAAGAUUUGUCCGAUGCCAUUGUACAGGAUUUUGCAUUGAUGAGAAAGCGUGAAGAAGAAAUGAGAGACACAAAUGAAUCAACAAACAACAGAGUUUUGUUUUUCAGCAUAUUUGGAAUGUGUUGUCUGCUUGGGCUCGCAACAUGGCAGGUUCUUUACCUUAGACGUUUCUUCAUUGCUAAGAAACUUAUCCAACCAAACUAAACAGCGAUUUUUGAUAUUUUAACAUGAAAUCAAUGUGAAUGCUUUCAGUCUGGUUUUUCACUCAAUAAAAGAACUUCCCACUCACAUUUUUCCACCUCCAACAAACUUUAUUCUUUCUUCAUUCAAUGUUUUCCUCAUCAUUAUAAAUACAAACUUAAAAAUUCUUUAAAACUAACUGCAAUUAAUAAUUUCAAUAUCAAAUCCUAAACUUUAGAAGAAAACAAAAUGUUGGAUAACAAAAACAUAAAACGUUAUGAAUUCUAGUUUCAAAUGAAGAAAUCUAAAUAAAACGACAAUUUAUAAAAAAGAGAGAACAA